GAACUCAGCCAUCCUCCCCCACCCCCUUGUAUAAAUACCCACUCCCAUCUCUCCCCACUCUCCUUCAUUUCCUAUCUUCAACCUGAUGAGCUAACCCACCCUAAGCUGCCUCUCUAUAUAAUUAAUCGAUCUCCUUCCAUUUUCCUAUCUUCAUCGAUCUGCUUAAUUACACACAUUCAAAUCAGAAACAGAGAGAGAGAGAGAGAGAGAGAGAGAGAGAGAGAGAGAGAGAGAGAGAGAGAGAGAGAGAGAGAGAGAGAGAGAGAGGGAUGGCGACGGAUAAGGUGGUGGAGACGGUGAUAGUGGGGAAUUAUGUAGAGAUGGAGACUGAAGGGAAGCCCAAGAACGUUAAGACUAAGAUCUCUCAGUUCUUCUGGCACGGCGGCUCUGCUUAUGACGCCUGGUUCAGCUGCGCCUCCAACCAGGUGGCUCAAGUUCUGCUGACACUGCCAUACUCCUUCUCCCAGCUGGGAAUGCUGUCUGGGAUCAUCUUCCAGCUCUUCUAUGGCUUGUUGGGCAGCUGGACUGCGUACCUCAUCAGCAUCCUUUACGUCGAAUACCGCACCCGCAAAGAACGAGAAAAAGUCGAUUUCCGAAACCAUGUCAUUCAGUGGUUCGAAGUUCUGGACGGGCUCCUGGGGAAGCACUGGAGGAACGUGGGCUUGGCCUUCAAUUGCACCUUCCUCCUCUUCGGUUCCGUCAUUCAGCUCAUCGCUUGUGCAAGUAACAUAUAUUAUAUAAAUGAUAAUCUGGACAAGAGAACAUGGACGUACAUAUUCGGAGCCUGCUGCGCCACCACGGUGUUCAUCCCCUCCUUCCACAACUACAGAAUCUGGUCUUUCCUUGGUCUCAUCAUGACCACUUACACCGCUUGGUUCCUCACCAUAGCUUCCCUCCUCCAUGGUCAGGUGGAAGGAGUAAAGCAUACUGGCCCGACCAAGCUGGUCCUCUACUUCACCGGGGCCACAAACAUUCUCUACACGUUCGGGGGACAUGCUGUCACCGUGGAAAUCAUGCACGCGAUGUGGAAACCUCAGAAGUUCAAGGCGAUCUACCUGUUCGCCACCCUGUACGUGCUCACGCUGACGCUGCCAUCGGCGGCUGCUGUGUACUGGGCGUUCGGCGACAUGCUCCUCAACCACUCCAACGCCUUCGCCCUCCUACCCCGCUCCCCCUUCCGCGACUUCGCCGUCGUCUUGAUGCUCAUCCACCAGUUCAUAACGUUUGGGUUCGCAUGCACGCCGUUGUACUUCGUGUGGGAGAAGCUGAUCGGGAUGCACGAGUGCCGGAGCCUCUGCAAGAGGGCGGCGGCGAGACUGCCGGUGGUCAUCCCCAUCUGGUUCCUCGCCAUCAUCUUCCCCUUCUUCGGCCCCAUCAACUCCACCGUCGGCUCUCUCCUCGUCAGCUUCACCGUCUACAUCAUCCCCGCCCUCGCCCACAUCUUCACCUUCCGCUCCGCCGCCUCCCGUGAGAGUGCGGUGGAGCAACCGCCGAAGUUCGUGGGAGGAUGGGCGGGCACGUGUACGAUCAACGUGUUCGUGGUCGGGUGGGUACUGGUUGUCGGGUUCGGGUUUGGGGGGUGGGCCAGCGUAAUCAACUUCAUCCACCAGAUCGACACCUUCGGACUGUUCACCAAGUGUUACCAGUGCCCUCCGCCUGCGGCGGCGGGGACGGCGGCUCCGCCCCACCUCUUUAACGCCACGGCGCCGUCUCCAGUGGGGCUCCGCCACCCGUACAACGGCACCACUCACCGCCCUUGAUUCGUCCGCCGUCGUACUCCCCGUUUGGUUGGUGGGAAUUCAUGGACGGAGAGGAAAAGCUGGGAGAAGUAAAGAGUGGAGUGAUGAAGAAGUGGUUUUGGUUGUGAUUAAAUGUUAAUUUCAAAUCGGCCAUGGAGAUGGACAAAUUAGGCACAGAGACAUUAAUUGUUCUUCUGAGAGCAUCUCUCUUUCUCUCCCUUUCACUGCCUUUCUUUCUCUUAGAGAAUUUGGUCAAUUAAUCUAGGGAUUUUUGGUAUGAGUUUUUUUUUUAUUUAAAUUUGAAAAAUGAAAAAAAAAAAGGAAAAAUAUGUAUGAAAUAUUUAAGAAAUUGUACUGUAGGUAUGAUGGUAAAUGAUUAGAGGAUUUUUACCCUCUCUCUCUCUGGUUUGCAAGAUGAAA
Malania oleifera is the source of this 2159-nucleotide messenger RNA. RefSeq names its product auxin transporter-like protein 5. NCBI's taxonomy places the organism in Eukaryota, Viridiplantae, Streptophyta, Magnoliopsida, Santalales, Ximeniaceae. The transcript has 7 exons. The record is from RefSeq and is a predicted model, not a curated record. Gene Ontology annotation, cellular component: plasma membrane. The coding region runs from base 270 to 1760 and encodes 496 amino acids.